GCGAAUAUGGCUUGUAUAAGUACAGAGACUGAAAAUGUCACCGUUGAAUCUGUUGUAACAGAAAACGAUACGCAUCUCAACAAACCUCAAGAUGAUGCCCCACGAUUAAUAAAAGAUUAUAAAACUGAAUGCCAGACAGACUACUUUUCUGUAAAGUCAAAAACAGACAAAUUAAAUGCCCAAGCCAGCAUGAGCAGUGGAAAGAAAGGUACCCCUUUUAUUCAGUUGCAUCAGCGCUAUUCCAGGUCAUACCAAGAAAAUUGCACCAGUCUAUCUCCAAAAACUGGGCGUACUCUUAUGGCCAAGGUCAAGUCUUUUGAGAAAUCAAAUAAUAUUUCCAAAUGUGUUGAUGAACAAAAAGAAAAGCCUUCUCCUCCUGUACGCCGUUUUUCAGAAAAUGUUAUCCAAAGCCAAUACAGCCUAUUAGCUAGCAAGCUAGAAAAUGUUGAUAGUGGUUUAAAAGCACCUUGCUCUCCUAGACUAAAUAGUAGUGUGAAAGAUAAAAUAUAUACCCGAUUUGAUUACGAGCCAAAGGCAAAGGAGCUGGCCAACAAUUUAAACAUCCGUACCAAAGGAAAAGUGCUGUCUGCUAUAUCAGUCAUCGAGAAUUCUCAGAAAAUAUCCCCUGUAUCGAGUUUAGAUGAGUCAAUUAAAACGAAUGAACGAUUCUCGAACUUGAAAGAAGUUGAAUUGAACCAAGAUGUUAUACCAAGACACGAUGUUCCAGUAUCGGUCGU
Molecule: messenger RNA, 737 nt
Organism: Phycomyces blakesleeanus NRRL 1555(-)
Lineage: Eukaryota; Fungi; Mucoromycota; Mucoromycetes; Mucorales; Phycomycetaceae
Exons: 6
Source: RefSeq, a predicted model, not a curated record